UCUCAGGGCCGUCAAUAUUCCAAACUCCACGCCAUCGUAAUCCGGAAGCCGUUCAUCAGUUUUAUCCAAUAGGCUUUGCGGAUAGAUCGAACAGUGACUCUGCCGUUGUGGUCUGCCUUCGAGCUGAUGAGGCGGAGGAAAUGUCGAUUGACCUUUGCAGCAGGGCGUUUGGCGCCCUCUCAUUGGCAGGGUCCAGAAAACGUGUCGGAUGCAGUGGCCGUCGAGGCAGCUACAGAUCCCAAGCCACGUGAGAGAUGGAAGACAUGCAGACGGCCUCACUUCCGGCGGCUUUGUCCGACCUCAGUACCUCUCUAGCGCAUACGGCUACAGCCUCGUUCGCCGGCGCAGGUACGGAUCCUACUGCUGCUCUACAUGCUCACGCUGGGCCUGACUCUACUCUCGGCAUGCUUGGUGGUCUCUUUCUGCGUCUCGUCUACUUCAUACCGAGCCUUCUGUAUUGGAUCAUAAGCUUUGUCACCCUAACACUCCCGAGAUGGCUAUUCAGAUUCCUGUCAACAAGCUUGACAUUCACCAUGAACAUGACGACCAUUCUGCUGAUGUUGCUGUUGUUUGCGUCUACGGUUGCGUGGUUUGUUCGGUACAGGUUUCUGAACAUGUACGCUCGACUGCCUCCCAAGCCGCAGAUGAAGGACCCUCAGAUCGAGAUCUUCCCGGACACGCAAGAAGCAGACAGCAAGCCUGGGCUCGCCAACUACUUCGAUGAGUUCUUGAGUGCUAUCAAGGUCUUUGGGUACCUGGAGCGGCCGGUCUUCCAUGAGCUUACUCGGACGAUGCAAACGAAGAGGCUCAUUGCAGGUGAGACACUGCUACUGGAAGACGAGAAAGGCUUCUGUCUGGUCGUGGAUGGCUUGGUGCAGAUCUUCGUCAAAUCGAGGCGCCCUUCGGAUCCGGAUGGCAGCGGUGAUUCAGCGAUUCCCGAGGACGACAUCGCAGAGGAACGGCCGAAUGCUAACCGAAGCUAUCAAUUGCUCACGGAAGUGAAGAACGGCGCUCCUAUGUCAUCAUUGUUCUCGAUCCUUGCGCUAUUCACCGACACAGUCAAGCUCAGAUACGACGACGAAGACGAGCCUGCUCUUGAGACAAGCAACUCCGUACUCAACUUCAAGCAUCACAGUCGCUUCCCUUUCCCUCACAUUGACGGCUCAAGCACUCCUAUCUCGGGUGCAGAGAGCCCUUUUGUUGGUGGAAUGUCACGGCCGUCGCCGAGGCAGAAGCAGCUGUCAAAAGAGCCACCGCCCCUCAAUCUUGAUGGCCCUAUCGACAUGAACCACCUUCAGCCGACCGAAGGUUUCCGACCGAGCAUGUCUCGCACAGAUAGCUACAUCCCAAGGCGGCACCGGAAGCGAGACUCUGCUCAUCCGGAUAUUGUGGCAAGAGCAACCGUGGACACGACCAUUGCCAUCAUACCAGCAAGUGCUUUCCACCGCAUUACGCGAAUGUACCCGAAGGCCACAGCACAAAUUGUUCAGGUUAUCUUGACCAGACUCCAACGCGUAACGCUGGCUACCGGACACGCAUACCUAGGCUUGACGAGCGAAGUCUUGCGUACUGAACGCCUGAUGGACAAGUACACAUCGUACGAUCUGCCGGACUUCCUGCGUGGCGAAGCGCUACAGCGACUGAAGGACAAGUUCCGGAAGGAGCAAGAACGGAUCGAUCCCGAAGACGGUUCGAAAGGCAUCGCCUUGCAUAACCCCCGGAUUGCACAGCGAAGACGAACGAGUAGUAGUCUCCGGCGAGGCACAGCGGCGAAAGCACGCUUCGCCGUUCGGAAUGGCAACACGCAAGCGAAGGCAGCUGAUGUCGAGUACCAUGGCGUCAGCGCAGGCGAUCUACUCACGAACAUGCAUGCGGCACGGUCUAAUGGACGGAGCCGGAAUGCUGGAUCAUUCUCUCAGCCCUAUUCUGCGCCCAAGAUGGUCAAUGGCGACAUACUCACUCCGGUCCACGGAUCGCAUCACGAGCAAUUCGACAUUGAUCAGACCCCGCGAGCACACAUGCAACGACAGGAGUCAAUGGAUGAAGACCUCCUCUUCCGUGAAGCCAUCGUCGAGUGUAUGGCGAAAGCGGUCGGUCUGUCACACAAGGUUGGCGUCACUAAUCAGCCAUCAGCCGCGCAAUCACCCGCAUUAGUGUCGUAUGACCCCAAGCGUCAGAGUGCCGUCUUCAAUAAUGCUUUUGGUUUGAUGGACCUCUACGAUGGCUCAGCAGAUGACUCCGACUCAAUAGCUUCCAUGUCCGCGUAUAGCACCAAUGGCUCCGUGAACAUCUUGGAGGAUCUGCGGGACGAAGUGGAAAUCGUGUACUUCCCGAAGGGCUCCGUCCUCGUUGAGGAAGGUGAGCGCAAUCCGGGCCUGUACUACAUCAUUGAUGGCUUCCUCGAUGUAAGCGCUGCCGUAGACGGCAACGAGAGCAACAUGGACAUCCUAGGAACGAAGGGUGCACCUUCGCGGGUACCGGUGCCAGAUAUGCUACGACCUAGGAGCGACAAGCUCCGACCUGGCUCGCGUUCCCGCUCUCGGGACGCGAGGUCUACAGCCAACAAACAAAGCCUUUUCCUGAUCAAGCCUGGCGGACUGGCGGGCUACCUUGGCACUGUAUCCUCAUACCGUUCGUUUAUUGAUGUCACAGCCAAGACGGAUGUCUAUGUGGGCUUCCUACCGCGGAACGCUGUAGAAAAGAUCGUCGAGCGCUAUCCAAUCGUACUGCUGACGAUGGCCAAGCGUCUGACAAGCCUGCUACCAAAGCUGAUACAGCACAUUGAUUUUGCGCUAGAGUGGGUGCAGGUCAAUGCGGGCCAAGCGAUCUAUCACCAAGGUGAAGAGAGCGAUGCUAUCUACAUUGUGCUCAACGGUCGUCUUCGGGCAAUACAGGAGAGUGAAGACGGCGAUAUGAAAGUCGUUGGCGAAUACGGCCAAGGCGACAGUGUCGGCGAGCUCGAAGUGCUUACAGAGUCUGCUCGUCCGGGUACGCUGCAUGCGAUCCGUGACACGGAGCUGGCAAAGUUCCCGAAGACUCUGUUUAAUAGCUUGGCUCAGGAGCAUCCGGGUAUUACGAUAAAGGUGUCAAAGAUCAUCGCCUCACGGAUGCGAGCAUUGAUCGAGAAUCCGAUGACUGAGCCGGCAGCGCAGGAGAGCAAGCUCGCCGUGUCCCGUCCAAAGGUGACAUCCACCGUCAAUCUACGCACCGUGGCGAUCGUGCCAUGUACGACAGGAGUGCCGAUCAUGGAGUUUGGCAAUAAGCUGCACGCUGCGCUCGUUCAGAUUGGCGCAACGGGCGGCGUUAUCACGCUUAAUCAGUCCUCGAUCCUCAGUCAUUUAGGCAGGCACGCAUUCAGCAGGAUGGGGAAGCUGAAGCUGUCCCAAUAUCUGGCAGACUUGGAAGAGAAGUACAGCCUUGUGUUAUAUGUCGCAGAUACAAGCGUCAAGUCGCCGUGGACACAGACGUGCAUAAGCCAGGCGGACUGCAUCUAUCUUGUUGGUCUUGCCGAAGGCUCAGCCGCCAUCGGCGAAUACGAGCGCUUUCUGCUGACCACGAAAACAACGGCCCGCAAAGAGCUGGUCCUGCUACAUGCGGAGCGGUAUUGUGCGUCAGGUACUACACGAGCAUGGCUUCGCAAUCGGCCUUGGGUAAACGGUGGCCAUCAUCACGUCCAGAUGGCGUUCCGCAGCGCCGAGGAGCCGGUGCAUGCUCGACCAAAGCGUUUCGGUAACACAAUCAAGCAGCAUGUGCAAGUUCUUCAAGCCGAGCUUCACAAAUAUACCUCUCGCAAAGUGCGACAGAUUCCGCUCUACUCUGCGGAAACGCCGUUCAAAGGCGACUUUCACCGGCUUGCUCGACGGCUGUGCGGAAGGUCGGUAGGUCUCGUACUUGGCGGUGGUGGCGCCCGUGGUCUUGCUCAUGUUGGCGUCAUUCGUGCGCUGGAGGAGGCCGGCAUACCGAUCGACAUGGUCGGCGGAACCUCCAUAGGCGCAUUCAUUGGCGCUGUGUACGCCCAGGAUGCGGACGUGGUCCCGAUGUAUGGGCGUGUGAAGAAGUUCUCUGGUCGGAUGGGCAGCGUCUGGCGCUUUGUGCUCGACGUCACAUAUCCUUCGGCCUCUUACACCACCGGCCACGAGUUCAAUCGCGGCAUCUUCAAGACCUUUGGCGACAGCCAGAUCGAAGACUUCUGGCUGGACUUUUACUGCAACAGCACUAAUAUUAGCCGGUCACGCUCGGAGAUACACACCAGCGGGUAUGUGUGGAGGUACAUCCGCGCCUCGAUGAGUCUAGCUGGCCUACUACCGCCAAUGUGCGACGAAGGCAACAUGCUGCUCGACGGCGGCUACACCGACAACCUCACCGUCUCGCACAUGAAGUCCCUUGGUGCUGAGAUAAUCUUCGCAGUCGACGUCGGCGCGAUUGACGACGACAGUCCACAGGCAUACGGUGACAGCCUAUCCGGCUUCUGGGCCUCAGUCAACCGAUGGAACCCGUUCAGCACCUUCCCGAAUCCGCCUACACUAUCAGAAAUCCAAGCGCGGCUGGCGUACGUCAGCAGUGUGGACGCGCUGGAGCGGGCCAAGAACAUACCAGGAUGCCGGUACAUGAGGCCUCCGAUCGAGCCGUAUGGGACGCUAGAGUUUGGGAAGUUUGACGAGAUCUAUCAGGUUGGAUAUCAGUUUGGCAAGCGGUAUCUGGAGAAGUUGCGCCAGGAGGGGACGCUGCCUAUACAGGAGGAUACGGAGGAGAGGAAGAACCUUAGACGUACGAUGGCGCCAAGGCGGGCGAGUAUUUGAGUUUGUAUCAACUCGUACCUUCCUCGGUUACCCGCUCACUCGACGCUUUCACGUGACAACUUCACUUGACGCUCUCACUUGAUCAAUACUUUACUUCACG
Baudoinia panamericana UAMH 10762 is the source of this 4899-nucleotide messenger RNA. RefSeq lists its product as uncharacterized. Gene Ontology annotation, biological process: phosphatidylcholine metabolic process. Bases 255 to 4799 code for a protein of 1514 amino acids. Gene Ontology annotation, cellular component: endoplasmic reticulum. The transcript has a single exon. Gene Ontology annotation, molecular function: phosphatidylcholine lysophospholipase A1 activity. NCBI's taxonomy places the organism in Eukaryota, Fungi, Ascomycota, Dothideomycetes, Mycosphaerellales, Teratosphaeriaceae. The record is from RefSeq and is a predicted model, not a curated record.